Molecule: messenger RNA, 735 nt
Organism: Drosophila erecta
Lineage: Eukaryota; Metazoa; Arthropoda; Insecta; Diptera; Drosophilidae
Product: hyphally-regulated protein
Exons: 4
Coding region: 99-632 (177 amino acids)
Source: RefSeq, a predicted model, not a curated record
ACUCGAUCAGUCAUUUUCAGUCCGGCAUUCAGUUAGGUAACAUAUCGGCCAACAAAAUUUUCCAAAACACCAUUUGAAAUUUUCCAAUUUUUCUUACGAUGGAGAACGGUCCGGAGUUUAGUUGGGAGUACAGUCAUGGUGGUCAGGGCAAUCCCAACUACUCACAGAUGGGAAUGGGUAGAGCUCCUUCUGGAGGCGGCGGUCGACAGUGGCUGCACUCGAAUCAGGCGAACUAUACGCAGGGCUCCAGUCCCCAUGGAAUGGGAUCCCACCAGAAUCACGCAUCUCCAGGGGAUCCUUUCGCCUCCUACAACCAGAACAUGCUGAACAUGUACACCAACUUUAAGCCCAGCUAUGGUCACUCUCAAGUUGGCCCGGCUACGGUCCAAGGACUAGGCCCAGAGCCUGGUAAUGAAAUGGGCCAGAGAAUGGGUAAUGGUAUGCCUGCGUCCAUGGGAUUCGAUGAGGGCAUGGGUUCAGGCAUGGGUCAGGGCAUGAGCAAUGGCCUGGGCGCUGGAAUGCGAGUUGGUGCCAUGCAUGGAGGUCAAAGGUUAGCUGGGGGCUACUCCAGUCGCUCGAACGGUCUCAAUGAUCUGAACCCUUCGCAAUCCCACCGAGGCAGUUGGUUCUAGAAGAACCCACUAGUUAGUUCCCAACUAUACUUUGCGAAUCUCAUUUGGCACAAAUUGUAUUUACAAGCAAAUAAAUCGAAAUUUCUCGUUAAAGGACUAUAAA